UUUUCAAAGUUAUUGCUUUGAUAUAAUAAAUGGUACUUUAAUUAAAUAAAUAGGAGUAAAUUGCAUUAGAUAAUCCUUUAAAAUUUUUGUUUCUUUACUUUCAGGCUAAAAACAUUUUCAAGUCUAUGUAUCCAGAUGAAGACUUCUUGCUCUGGAUUGGUGUCUAUUGAUGAGUUUCGGUUACUGCAUCGCCACCCUCUUGGAGUUCGCGGGUAUUCAUUACUUCACGAAGGUUGGUAGCGGCGAGAUUCCGUUGGACGACGAAGAAUGGGAAGAAUGGAAGGGCAUCGCGAGCGAGGAGUUCGAGGAUACAUUUCGCACUAUGAUCUCUUGCAGCCCUCAGGCUGUUCAUCCGGAGAUUAUCGAUACGAAUACUAGAAAGCGUGGUUCCCUCAUGUCCGCACUAUACAGUGUUAGCUUGAUAUUUUAAUAAAAACUGUUAACAAAGUCACCCAAACAAUAUCAAAGACAUGUCUUAGAAGUUCAGGAGAUUUUUAAAAAUGUAAAAAAAACGCCCUUUUUGGAUAUUUAUAUUUUCUGUAUUCUGGCCUUUCUGUAAAAAUUUGUAAAUUAAUUUUCCGUAAUUCACAGAAAAUUAUAUAAUUUACGAAUAAUGAUUGAAGUGCAGGAAAAUGAAUCUUGUAAUCUGUUAAAAUAUUCGAUCUUCGGAGUCAGGUCUAAAAAUAUUUAAUUUUCUUCUGAAUUCUUGACAAGUUCUUCUCCCAGAAUUUAAUAUCAAUUGUAUGUGGAAUAUCAGUUGUUAAUUCAAGUUUUAC
Temnothorax curvispinosus is the source of this 776-nucleotide messenger RNA. RefSeq names its product gamma-aminobutyric acid receptor alpha-like. The transcript has 2 exons. Lineage: Eukaryota; Metazoa; Arthropoda; Insecta; Hymenoptera; Formicidae. Bases 170 to 430 code for a protein of 86 amino acids. The record is from RefSeq and is a predicted model, not a curated record.